UCUUUUUUUCUUUUUUUCUUUUUUUGCUUUUUUCCGUUUCUUUUCUGUUUUUCUUUGCAAUAUUAAUAUCCUUUUUUGUUAAAUAAAAAGCCUGCCAUUAGGGCUUAAUUUCUUGUUUUGGCCAAAGUCAACAACAACACAGAUAUGGAUAUAUCUUGCGGUGGAUUGGAUUGGAUUCAGAAUCAACCCCAAGUAAUAUCCUUUCUAUUUGAUUGAGUCUGUCAACUGUGAGACGAAUGAAUAGUAUUUUCUAAUAAUAUGAGAGAAGUGCCAACGUUCGGGGUGGAAAUGUCUGCAAUAUUUCAUUUCUGAACAGAAAAACCCCCAAACCAUCUUAUUCGGCCAGGAUAAUAGUGGAGGACCGCUGGCCGCUGGCGUCGGAGGUUUCCGACAACGGUAGCUAUUCCUACCCAAUUCGCGGACUAAAGAGCCUGAAUGCUGUACCAUAGGCUAUAGUUAAUAGGCCACCAGGGAGAGAUGAGACCGCGCGAGGUGUGAGCAGCCAUAAUGGAGUACUGGACUGUACUGGCAGAAGUAGUUGGAGUCAUUCCGUUCUCGACCGAGAAGAUCUGCCCUUCUCAUUGGGAGCUUCAACGCACAUCUGGUCACCAAAGUUCAGGCAGACCUAGCUCUGCCAAAAUCUCAACGUGUCGUUCGGUGCGGGAACUGCUAGUCCAAGGUUCUAUCUAUCUAGCCUUGGGAGUCAUAAGCUUAAGUGAUAAUAUAAGCCUUGCAUUGCGCCUGACGGUACCGUGAACUUGCUACAACGAGUAGACAUUCAUUGAGUAUCAAGCAUAGAUGUAACUCUGCCUGCAUCAGCUUGCGAUCGUUUUUCGAACGAAUCAUUGUAGAAAAAGACCUGCCACGGGGAGCCCAGUUACAGGGUGAUCAAUUUGUCCGUCCAAUUGCCUGAUUAUAUCCCUUCUACUCGGCUGCCAGCAAAUUAAAAAAGAGUCCUAAUAAUAGCAGAACUUCCCCAUGUUCGACUUGGGGAUAUUCCAGCUAGGAAAUGCGCUACUAAGGCUGAGGCGGCUGAGGCGCUAAGACACCCCAUUUCCCGUUCGAGAAAUAGACGCCGUAGCCGCAGGACCGGGGCGGUUAGGCGUCAGCAGUCGCAACAACCGGACAGAACAGAACAAGGAGUAGAUACAACGAAUCUAACUCCGGGAGACGACGACAAGCGAGGAAGAAGAAGGCUGUUACCAUCCCACCUCAGUACCAUCGUCCAGGAAUGGGUUGUUGAGGACCAUUCCCUCAAGUAUGACCUCUCGUCUGGUCCUGGCCAUCGGCGACCUCUUCGUCCCUGACCGCGCUCCGGAUAUUCCUGCAAAGUUCAAAAAGCUCCUCACCCCCGGUAAAAUCGGCCAGAUCCUCUGCCUGGGCAACCUCACCGAUCGCGACACCUUCGAAUUCCUCCGCCAGAUCGCCCCGGACCUCCAGCUAGUGAAGGGCGACUUCGACGUCGACUCACCCAAUCUCCCCCUCUCCAAAGUUGUUACUCACGGCAGCCUGCGCAUCGGCUUUACCCAUGGCCACACCAUCAUACCGCCCGGCGAUCCGGACUCUCUGCUCAUAGCCGCGCGGCAGAUGGAUGUCGAUGUGCUGUUGUGGGGCGGGACACAUAAAUUCGAGGCGUACGAGUUGGAAGGCAGAUUCUUCGUCAACCCGGGCAGUGCUACUGGGGCUUUUACGACACAGGGUGGGUUGGAGGAAGAGGAGCAGACGCCCAGUUUUUGUUUGAUGGAUGUGCAAGGUGAUGUGCUCGUUCUAUACGUGUACCAGCUACGCAAGGACGCACAGGGGGCGGAAACCGUCUCCGUUGAGAAAGUCUCGUUUCGUAAACAACAGGCACCGCCGCCUGCUUCAUGAUCAUGUUGGCAGAACAUUGGUCGAUUAUUAUUUUACCCUUUUUGUCAAUUUCCCUCCCUUCUUUCCGUUAACUCUCUGCAAAGAUGUUCUUAUUUGUUUCGUUUCCUUUUUUUGAGUUUAAUUUUUGUGUGGUGUACAUAUCGGGGCUGUAUUAGAAAUGAGAAAUUAUUCUUGCUAUUGUUUCCGGGCAUUUCUCAUAUGGCCCGUUGUAUCGCCUUGGAACCUCCAGCAGGCGUUUCAGGGAGCAAGGAUUAUAAUUAUUCACAUUAACUGUUUGGUACCUACCGUCCAAUGGUUUUUUUUUUUUUUUUUUUUGCGGGCUUUCUGUUGCUCCUACUUCUGCUCCAUGUUCUUUUGUCCAUGUGCGGAGUGGGUUAUCCCAUCAUCGCUAUCUAGUUAAAUACUAAGAUCCCCCUAUCAGCCAGCAGUAACGAGCCAGUAUGCAAGCAAGAAAUACAGCCUAGUCAAACCAAACGAACAACGAACUAAAUAGUAAAUAAGUAGUAAUUAUACCAUUCGUUAAAUUCCAAAGAAACUCAGCGAUUCUAUAUAACCCUCGCCUCUGCCAUGGCAGG
Molecule: messenger RNA, 2444 nt
Organism: Blastomyces gilchristii SLH14081
Lineage: Eukaryota; Fungi; Ascomycota; Eurotiomycetes; Onygenales; Ajellomycetaceae
Product: vacuolar protein sorting 29
Exons: 6
Coding region: 1261-1869 (202 amino acids)
Biological process (GO): retrograde transport, endosome to Golgi; intracellular protein transport
Cellular component (GO): retromer complex; endosome
Source: RefSeq, a predicted model, not a curated record